AUGCAGUGCGAGCACCCAAGUGCAACAGAUGGAGAAAAGGCUGAAACAUUAGCCAAGCAAUAUCUGUCAGUUUAUUCUGUGGAUACAGGUGUGCCAAUCCCGAUGGUGGAUGGCUUGCAGCUGUUCAUUAUGCAUGAUUUUGGGAAGCCGGAAGUGAAUAAGAUGCGCAAUUUCUUCAAAGCCCAUAAGUCUCCGGAACCGGACGAAGUGCAUCCGUUGAUGUUGAAAGAUAUGCGGGACCAACUAACUACACCACUGACGCGAUUGUCCAAUUUAUCGUUGGCCACUGGUAAUCUACCCCGGGAUUGGAAAAAACAGUCGUUGUUAAUUACGAAUCGUAAUUAG
This is a messenger RNA of Fasciola hepatica (liver fluke), 345 nucleotides long. NCBI's taxonomy places the organism in Eukaryota, Metazoa, Platyhelminthes, Trematoda, Plagiorchiida, Fasciolidae. The record is from the annotation of a GenBank genome assembly.